Molecule: messenger RNA, 1713 nt
Organism: Echinostoma caproni
Lineage: Eukaryota; Metazoa; Platyhelminthes; Trematoda; Plagiorchiida; Echinostomatidae
Source: the annotation of a GenBank genome assembly
GCGUGUACUAACCACUUCAUAAACAGUCGAAAUCAGAUCUUGCUGAACUUUGUCAACGAAUUUCUCCAGUGUCUGUUCUCUUUGGCAGAGGAUGUUGAUGCGACUGUGCGAAAACACGUGUGCUCGGCUUUUGUUCAACUUCUUGAAGCUCACCUUGAUCGACUACUUCCUCAUUUGCCAAACAUUAUCGAGUUUAUGCUCCUAAGAACGCAAGAUGCAGACGAGAAUAUUUCCCGAGAAGCAUGUGAAUUCUGGCUUUCACUUUCCGAGCAGCCAAUUUGCCAUCAAGCCCUGUCUCCGUACAUCGAGCGGCUUAUCCCUGUACUAGUGCGGGGCAUGAAGUAUUCAGAGAGUGAUAUGAUUCUCUUACGCAAUGACCUUCUGGAAGAUGCACAUAUACCCGAUCGGGAAUCAGACAUUCGGCCUCGUUUCCACAAAACAAAAAAUAAACUGAUGUCGCCAGAGGAUGAUGAUGACGAUGACGAAGACGACGAUUAUGUUUCCAAUUGGACUCUGCGAAAAUGCUCCGCUGCUGCGUUGGAUGUACUUGCUAGUGUAUUUCAUACAGAAUUCCUUCCCAUUCUGCUCCCCAUUAUGCGAGAUUUACUCUUCUCACCUCAAUGGGAUGUCAAAGAAUCUGGAAUAUUAGUUCUUGGAGCCAUUGCUGAAGGGGAUGCUACCGUAUCUCCCGGAACUUGUCCCUUUCCUGAUUGGAUAGGUUCGUUUGUGCGCAUCUUUUUAUUCCUCUCAAACCAACAGCUAUUGAAGCGAAUUCUAGACUCGAAUAAGCGUGUCCAAGAGGCAGCGUGUUCUGCGUUCGCAACACUUGAAGAAGAAGCCUGUACAGAUUUAGUCCCUCAUUUGGGUGUUAUAUUGCAGACACUUGUAUGCGCUUUAAAUCAAUACCAACACAAAAAUCUCUUCAUUUUGUAUGAUGCCAUUGGUACACUGGCUGAUUCUGUCGGACAUCAUUUGAAUAGACCGGAAUACGUUGAGUUGCUAAUGCCUCCACUGUUUGAGAAGUGGAAUGCACUGAGGGAUGAUGAAAAAGAUCUCUUUCCUCUGCUAGAAUGUCUCUCUAGCAUGGCGACGGCCUUAGGUACGGGAUUUCUGCCAUAUUGUGCACCCGUAUUCAACCGUUGUGUUAACCUAAUCGAUCGUACCAUCCAUCUAAGCAAGCCGGAUGUGUAUGAUUCACCGGACAAGGACUUUAUGGUCAUAUCACUCGAUCUGCUCAGUGGUUUGCUAGAGGGUCUGGGAAUGCAGAUGGAAUCGUUGGUAGCCGGUAGCCCACUAGUCAAACUGCUCUAUGAGGCUGCACAGGAUCCACAGCCUGACGUUCGCCAAAGUAGUUUUGCACUGCUGGGCGAUCUGACCAAGGCAUGCUUCGUUCAUAUCCGACCACAAAUCGGUCAAUUCAUGUCUGUCCUGGUCAACAACUUGGGCUCUGAACACAUAUCUGUGAGCAACAAUGCAAUCUGGGCUAUCGGAGAAAUCUGUAUUCAGUUAGGUGAGUUUUUUCUCUCUUAUGUGAUUUCAUUAUCAAACCGAAAAUCAUUUUAUGCACCCCAAAGGGUGACUAUUCAGCAACCACUAAACCACAGAAUGACAAACACAAUGAAAAAUAUCAUACAGCAAUUAGAAAAAAACGAAGCAGGCAACAGCAUUAAAAAAUCAAUCGGAUACCAGGAAUUUAUAAUCCGUUUAGAUUAA